AUGAAUGAAUCAUUUAAUUCGGCCAUAGAUUUGGAGGAGCAGCCCUCGUAUCAGGACUCUCCUGAGUUUGAUCAGGUUAACGAUGAUAUCUCCAAUGGAUUAUUGGAGAUCAAUAAUAUGUUGAGCAAUUUGAACAAGAACUUGAUUGUAAUGGAGCGAAAGGUUGAUGUUGAUGGUCGAAGUGGUGGAGAUGGAAGCGUCGAAAAGUACCAGUCGAACUCAGUAACUUUGGUGAAUAGAUUGGUUGGCCUGUUCAAGGAUAUAUCAUUGUACAGCCGGAAGAUGAAUGGUAUGGAUACUACAAUGUUAAACAAGAGCCAGAUAUUUGUGAAGAGCAAGUUAAACGAGAACUUGAAGAGUUCUUUGAAGAAGUUUAACGAGCUACAGAAGAGUCUUACAGAUCUAGAUAAGCAAAUGAACGAGCAGGUACAAGAAUCUCACAAACAGAGUGAGACGUCACCGCCACCACAGCAACAGCAACAGCAACAGCAAAGACUUAUCAUAGAAUAUGAGCCAGUCAAUGCAGAAGAAUUAGAGUACCAGAGAAAUCUUGUUGAAGAAAGAGAAAGAGAUAUAGAACAGAUUUCCCAUGGAGUCUCGGAAUUGAAUGAAAUCUUUCACGAUUUGUCUAGUAUGGUGGAUGCACAGGGAGAAUUUGUAGACAACAUCGAAACUAACAUAUAUAGCACCUUGCACGACACGCGAAUGGCCAAUAAGCAUCUUCGAAGGGCUGAUAGGUAUCAUCGCAACAAGCGUAAGCUCUGUUUCUGGCUUCUUAUGAUUGCCUGUGUGGUGAUUUUGUUUGUCAUCAUGAUCAUCUUUGCCUAA
Molecule: messenger RNA, 828 nt
Organism: Brettanomyces nanus
Lineage: Eukaryota; Fungi; Ascomycota; Pichiomycetes; Pichiales; Pichiaceae
Exons: 1
Coding region: 1-828 (275 amino acids)
Biological process (GO): vesicle fusion; intracellular protein transport; Golgi to vacuole transport
Cellular component (GO): membrane; endomembrane system; SNARE complex
Molecular function (GO): SNAP receptor activity; SNARE binding
Source: RefSeq, a predicted model, not a curated record